Hippopotamus amphibius kiboko is the source of this 615-nucleotide messenger RNA. RefSeq names its product G protein subunit gamma transducin 2 (gene GNGT2). Gene Ontology annotation, cellular component: heterotrimeric G-protein complex. The transcript is spliced from 3 exons. Gene Ontology annotation, biological process: G protein-coupled receptor signaling pathway. Gene Ontology annotation, molecular function: G-protein beta-subunit binding. Bases 44 to 277 code for a protein of 77 amino acids. NCBI's taxonomy places the organism in Eukaryota, Metazoa, Chordata, Mammalia, Artiodactyla, Hippopotamidae. The record is from RefSeq and is a predicted model, not a curated record.
GCACUGAGCCCACCUCAGGAGGACCUGGUCUCUCCAAGGCAGGAUGGCCCAGGAGCUCAGUGAGAAGGAGCUCUUAAAGAUGGAGGUGGAGCAGCUGAAGAAGGAAGUGAAGAACCCAAGAGCUCCGAUUUCCAAGACAGGAAAGGAAACCGAGGAUUACGUGGAGGCCGAAGCAGGAAAUGACCCUCUUCUCAAAGGCAUCCCUGAGGACAAGAACCCCUUCAAGGAAAAAGGCAGUUGUAUGCUAAGCGGAUGGCUCUGCAGCCGCUCGCCCUGAGUGCCUGACCCUCCUUAGGCCCCUCCGUAUCCAGAAUCGAGUAGCCCGGGGCACCCAGGGAACCAGUGGGUGUUCACCUUCUUUUAGUCACAGAAUGAGUACAGAGGCCUGGCUGCACGCAUCCUGAAUCCAUUCCGAAGUCCUGCUUUGAACCCUCCUCUCUCAUCACCACUUGCUGAGUCUGAGUCACUGCUGACCCCACUUGGAAACACUCCCAGGAGAGCUUCCCUGGCUCAAGCAGGUGGCACCUUGUUGGGUCUGAAAAGACUGCAAUUCCCUUGGGAAACAGUUCCUCCUCCUUAGAACUCCUCCCACUUCCCCCCUCCACGGUCUGCCCA